This is a messenger RNA of Penicillium canescens, 2868 nucleotides long. RefSeq names its product tethering complex subunit PEP5. Gene Ontology annotation, biological process: intracellular protein transport; endosome organization; vacuole organization. The transcript has 9 exons. The coding region runs from base 1 to 2868 and encodes 955 amino acids. Gene Ontology annotation, molecular function: protein-macromolecule adaptor activity; protein binding. The record is from RefSeq and is a predicted model, not a curated record. Gene Ontology annotation, cellular component: endosome; HOPS complex. NCBI's taxonomy places the organism in Eukaryota, Fungi, Ascomycota, Eurotiomycetes, Eurotiales, Aspergillaceae.
AUGGCCUUAACAUCAUGGAAAGCAUUCAACUUCAUCGACGUCUCGCCGGUGAAGCUACCAGAGGACAGCGCAACGAUCUUCAAUAGCGAUCUCUCGAGUAUAUGCUCCGGCUCCGCAAACAUCUUCGUCGGCACCACCGAUGGCUUCGUCCACAUCGUCUCCUCGGCGUUCCGCGUCGUGCGAUCAUUUAAAGCUCACGAUACCGGCUCCAUCACGCAUAUGAGACAAAUCAACGACACUGCCCUACUUGUUACGGUCUCGGAGGACCUAUCCAAUGAACCAGUUCUCAAAGUCUGGGCACUGGAUACGGAGAAGAAGGACGGCGGGCCGCGGUGUCUAUCCACGGUCUCGGUCCAGAAUGCUAGGCGACAGUUCCCGAUUUCCGCCUUCGCGGCCGUUGGAGAUCUCUCACAGGUGGCAGUCGGAUUUGCGAACGGGUCCGUAACGAUCAUCCGCGGCGACUUGAUCCACGAUCGUGGUGCGCGCCAGCGAAUUGUCUUUGAAUCUGAGGAGCCCAUUACUGGACUUGAAACACAGAUUGGAGCCGUUACUACGCUGUUCAUCUCGACCACAAGCCGAAUCUUGACCUUGGUUAUCGCCGGGCGAGGCCAGGGUCAGCCUGCGCGCGUCUUGGAGGAUACGGGCUGCGGUCUGGGAUGUAUGACGCUGGACAAGGAGGCUGGAGAUAUCCUGAUUGCCAGGGAGGAUGCUGUCUACACCUACGGUCCGCGUGGUCGUGGUGCGAGCUAUGCGUUUGAAAGUCCUAAGACGUCUAUUGCUUCCUUCCGUGACUACGUGGCUCUGGUUUGUCCGCCCAAGGCCGGUACUGGCAAGUCGGAUCCGUUGCGCAAAUACACUGCUAGUCCGGCCGAGGAAAUCUUUGGAACCACGACGUUCACGCUCCUCGAUACUGAUCUGAAGUUUAUCGCGCAUAGUGAAGCGCUGGUGUCGCCCAUGAAGCGGAUUUUCAUAGAAUGGGGGAAUUUGUUCCUCCUUACAACAGAUGGCAAGAUCUUCCGGUAUCGGGAAAAGAGCCUCCAGCAAAAGCUCGAGAUUCUUUAUGAGCGCAAUCUCUACAUUCUUGCAAUUAACCUUGCGCAAAAGAUUGGCAUCGAUCCUUUGCAACAGAAUGCCAUCUACCGCAAGUACGGUGACUUCCUGUACCAACGGGGCGAUUAUGAUACAGCCAUGCAGCAAUAUCUUCGAGCAAUUGAUAGCACGGAGCCAUCUCAAGUUAUUCGCAAGUAUCUCGACACUCAACGUAUUCACAACCUAAUUGAGUAUCUGGAAGAACUACAUGACCAUGGCCAUGCCACAGUUGAUCACACGACACUUCUUUUGAACUGCUAUGCGAAGCUCAAAGACACGAGCAAGCUUGACUCGUUUAUCAAGGCUCCUGGUGAGCUCAAAUUCGAUCUUGAGACCGCAAUUGCCAUGUGUCGCCAGGGGGGCUACCACGAGCAAGCAGCAUACCUAGCAACGAAACAUGGUGAAAAUGAUAUGGUUGUGGAUAUCUUGAUUGAAGACUCCAAGAAAUAUGCCGAGGCGGUGGAAUACAUUUGGCGAUUGGAGCCCGAAGUAGCCUAUCACAAUUUGAUGAAAUAUGCCAGAGUUCUUCUCGCUCAUUGCCCUGAGAGGACAGCAGAGCUCUUCAAAGCUUACUAUGCUGGCCAGUACAAACCACGCACGGAGGUCGAAACAUCAUCAGAACCCCAAGCCCAGACAAGUAGCACUAUGCACAGUCUUGCCGCACUACUUCCUCUGCGGUAUAUGAACGUUGGCACUGGCAGGCAGCCCCAGGCCCAAAUAACUGAGAAUGCAGAAGCAAAUGAAGAUCAAGCUGAAGACUCGCUUCCAGACUACGAAGUUCCCAAGCCUCGAACAGCUUUCUCCGCAUUUGUGGAUCACCCAAAGGAAUUCAUAGAUUUCCUCGAAACAUUAGCACAGAAACCAGAUCUGACGAACGAAGCCAAAGUGGAUCUAUUCACCACGUUGUUCGAAAUGUACUUGGACACAGCGAAGGGAAAGAAAGACGCCAGCGAGAGACAGGAAUGGGAGACAAAAGCGAAGAAGCUUAUCGAAGGAAAAGACAUUCCGAUCUCCACCUCAAAUGUGCUGCUCCUUUCCGACCUGUCAAACUUCCGAGAAGGAUCCACUCUUGUCCGCGAACAAGAAGGUCUCCGCCUGGAUAUCUUCCGAUCCUUCACAUCCGCAAAGGAUACCCAAGGCGCCAUCAAAGCGUUGAGACGCUAUGGCCCAGACGAACCGCAACUCUACGUCGAUGCAUUGACAUACUUCGCCUCGAGCCCGCAAAUUCUUGAAGAAGCAGGCGACGAGCUGGACGCAGUGCUACAACGAAUCAAUCAAGACGGCCUUCUCUCGCCACUGCAAGUGAUCCAGGCCCUAAGCAACAACGCAGUCGUAACAAUGGGCCGUGUGAAGAAAUACCUCAGCGACAACAUCGAACGCGAACGCAAAGAGAUCACAACCAACCGACGCCUAAUAACAAGCUACAAAACUGAAACCGCCACCAAACAACAGGAACUAGACCAUCUAGCCACCCAACCGGUAGUCUUCCAAUCCCGCCGGUGCCAAUCCUGCGGUGGAACCCUAGAUCUGCCCACCGUCCACUUCCUCUGCAGACACUCCUUCCACGAACGCUGCCUCAACAAUGUCGACGACGACGCUCAGUGUCCCGUCUGUGCCCCGACAAAUGCUACGCUACGUGCUAUACGGCAACGACAGGUCGAUUCUGCUGAUCAGCAUGAUCUCUUCAAGGGCGAGUUAUCCCGCUCGAGGGACCGGUUUGGUGUUGUGAGUGAGUUCUUUGGGAGGGGUGUUAUGCGGCCGCGGAGUACUAUGGAGUAG